CGCGUCCCAUUAGUACUGAUCGGUAUUUCUCCCACAGUGGUUGUCAUAAAACUUGCAGUUCGCGAAUUCGUUUAUUCUCUAAAGUGCUAAACAAAAAGUUUAAAUCUGAAUAUGGCUCAUAAUAAGCAUCCCUAUGAUGGCGUGCAAAUUCCAUUGGCUGAUGAGAUGAGCAAUGCAUCGGCACCGCCACCGGCUUAUAUGCAAACUGCUAACGUCACGUCGGUGCAACCGGUUAGCAGCGGUGCACAGAUAACCGCUGAGUCUCAAAUGCCCACUUUCUCAACGAUUGGCAUGAAUCCAAAUCCACCGGUAGGUCCAGAAUCUACACAAGUACGCUGUCCACAAUGUAAAUGUACGGUGAAGACGACAGUUCGAUAUCGUUCGACCACAAAAACGCAUAUUGUCUGCAUAUUGCUUUCGUGGACUUGUUGUUGCUGUUGUUUGCCGUACUGCAUGAACAGUUGCCGCAAUGCGAAUCAUUUUUGCCCCAUGUGUGGCACAUUCAUAGGAACUUAUGAAUCUUAAGUGCACAAAGGGAGUGGAGAGAAGCUGCGCUUACCAGUAAAAUGGGUUAUCAAUAUGUACAAGUUUAUAUAAGUGCGACAUACAUAUGUAUGUAUGUAUGCACAUACAUAUUCAAAUAUAUUGAUAAACUAUUAUAUACUCAAAAUAUAA
Zeugodacus cucurbitae (melon fly) is the source of this 675-nucleotide messenger RNA. RefSeq names its product lipopolysaccharide-induced tumor necrosis factor-alpha factor homolog. The transcript has 2 exons. Lineage: Eukaryota; Metazoa; Arthropoda; Insecta; Diptera; Tephritidae. Gene Ontology annotation, molecular function: zinc ion binding. The record is from RefSeq and is a predicted model, not a curated record. Bases 112 to 525 code for a protein of 137 amino acids.